AGUGAGGGCUGUCUGUCCUGACGGUGUUCUUCGUAGUAGAGACUGGUGUGACUGCGGGAGGAAGCCUUUAGCAGUAGGUGCGUUCAUCGGAAUAAGAGUAUGCGGAACUCCCUGCGGACCGAUGAUGAUGAUGUUGAAAGAGAUCUUGUAAAGGCAGGUUGUAACUGACCGAGCCACCCGACCCCGAGUUGAGAGGCGGACAAACAUCUCGCAUCUUUUCAAAUGCCGUCAACCAGUUCGACCUAGCAGCUAGUCUUCCUUCGUAUUCUAUAUCCGUCGUUUCCAAAGAUAUACCACCGCAGUCUCAAGGACUCCACACUGAAUACAGACGCUCACCGUUGCCUCUCCACCUCUGUGUCCGAGGAGGAGUACACACCAGCCAGGCCGCCGUCAUCAUCACCACCCGCAGCAGCAGCUGGCUUCGCAUUGAGUGUUAGCGGCUAACCGGCUCACGUAAACAGGUCAUUUCUGGAACAAGCCAUGGCACAGUAUUUCAUCUGUAUACUUCAACUUUCCGUGUUGUGAUGGAAAAGCACCACUGAUUCAAAAGGGAACUUCUAUCCUGGAUGCCGUGACAUACAGGACAGGGUGAAUCCAAGAUGGAGAAAAAGAAAAUAUGCCCUCGUCUCCUCGACUACUUGGUAGUGGUUGGAGCAAGGCAACCAAGCAGUGACAGUGUGGCCCAGACACCUCAGCUCCUCCGCCGCUACCCGCUUGAGGACCACCAUGACUUCCCACUCCCACCAGAUGUGGUGUUUUUUUGCCAACCAGAGGGUUGCCUAAGCAUACGCCAGCGUAGGGUCAGCCUUCGUGACGACUCUUCAUUUGUUUUCACGCUGACGGACAAGGACUCAGGAACCACCCGCUACGGAAUCUGCAUCAACUUCUACCGCUCUUUUCAGCGCGGACAUCACCGCACUCGAGGGGACAAGAGCAGUCAUUCAGAGACGGCAGCACAGGCAGCAGAGACCACGAGCGAAGGGUCUGAUUGCAGUGGUGGAGGCCCGCACUCUGCGUUAUCUCCACCUACCAAUCCUGACUCUACACCCCCGCCCGCCUCUGGAGAACAGAGCGGAAGAUCGUGUGCCGAGCAAAAUGCCGGAAAAUCCCCACAACACAGACGAAGUGCCGCUAAGAUGGCAGCUAGGAAUCGCAACAGCACAUUAACCUCGCUGUGCAUACUCAGCCACUACCCCUUUUUCUCCACCUUCAGGGAAUGUUUAUAUAUUCUCAAGAGGUUGGUCGACUGUUGCAGUCAGAGGCUUACCCAACGAGCUGGGCUCCCUCGUGCCACCCAAAGGGACACCAUGUGGCGAGUUUUCACUGGUGCGAUGUCGGUGGAUGAGAAAGGCAGCCAGCUGCUGGCCGACCUGCGGGAGAUUGAAUCUUGGGUGUACCGGUUGCUGCGAUCACCAGUACCAUUAGCUGGUCACAGACGUGUGGAUGUGGAAGUGUUGCCCCAUGAACUCAAACGUCCUCUUACCUUUGCUUUGCCUGACAACUCCCGCUUCGCCAUGGUCGACUUUCCCCUGCACCUGCCCUUAGAGCUACUCGGUGUGGAUGCCUGUCUCCAGGUUCUCAGCUGUAUACUUCUAGAGCACAAGGUCAUUCUUCAAUCCAGAGAUUACAAUGCGUUAUCUAUGAGUGUUAUGGCCUUUGUGGCCAUGAUCUACCCUCUGGAGUACAUGUUCCCUGUCAUCCCUUUACUGCCAACAUGCAUGGCCUCCGCUGAACAGCUCCUCCUUGCACCCACUCCCUACAUCAUCGGUGUACCAGCCAGUUUCUUUCUCUACAAAGCUGACUUCAGAAUGCCAGAUGAUGUGUGGCUUGUGGACCUUGACAGCAGCAAGGUUGUCGCACCCACCAAUGCAGAGCUGCUACCACCUCUUCCGGAGCCUGAAGCAGCUGAGCUAAAGAAACAUCUAAAACAGUGUCUGGUUAGGUUGACCGUGAUCACCCAAAAGCAGAUCUUCUCCUCUGAAAAUAAGGCCUUGGCCAGUAUGAGUUUGAACACCCAACCCAUCCUGAACCUGGAGAAGUUUCAGGAAGGUCAGGAGAUGCCCCUGCUCCCACCUGGACGAGAUAAAGCAUCACCGUCCUCCACGGAGUUCAACCCUCUAAUUUAUGGAAAUGAUGUGGAUUCUGUAGAUGUCGCAACCAGGGUGGCCAUGGUACGGUUCUUCAACUCCCCAAACGUUCUUCAGGGAUUCCAGAUGCACACACGCACCUUGCGUCUUUUCCCCCGACCAGUGGUGGCUUUUCAGUCGUCGUCUUUUCUUGCAUCUCGGCCACGGCGCUCUAGCUUUGCAGACAAACUUUCUCACACACAGGCAGUGGAGUUUUAUGGAGAGUGGGCUCUCAAUCCCACUAAUCUUGCCUUUCAGAGGAUACAUAACAAUGUGUUUGACCCUUCCUUAAUCGGAGAUAAGCCCAAGUGGUAUGCUCACCAGCUACAGCCAGUGGUCUACAGAGUUUAUGAUGGAAGCUCCCAGUUGGUUGAAGCUAUGGCCGGACCAUUGGAGGAUGAGGGCAAUGAAUCUGAUCCCACAGACAGUGGUAGUGACAGUGAGGCAUAUGAUGACUCCAGCUCAUCUUAUUCCUCACUUGGAGACCUUGUAAGUGAGAUGAUCCAAGGUGACAUCCAGGGAGACACCCCAAGCUUGGACCCUCCAACCCAUGCUGCACUGGGAGAUGCUAGCGAGGUUGAAUUUCAUGACUUUCAGGACUACAGGGAUGGUCACGGCUCGGAGAUUCCAUCCGCUGGCGAGGGACCUGCUGAAUCUACUGAUGGACAACCUCUACGCUCAAGCUCCAGCACAACUGCAAGUUCAAGUCCCAGUACAAUCAUCCAGGGAGUCAACAAUGAGCAGGGGGAAGCAUCUGAAAUUGAAGCGUCAGCAAGUGCAGCUUUACAGAACCCAGUCACUGGAUUGGGCACACAGCCAUUCCUCAGACCUCCAGCUGAUGCUGGCCUGAUGGACCCAGCCAACAAAAAGCAAGAGUAUGACAACCCAUACUUUGAGCCUCAGUAUGGCUUCCCAUCAGAGGAUGACCCUGAUGCAGAGGAGCAAGUAGAGACAUACACCCCUCGAUUCAACCAGAACCUCAAUGGCAACAAGGCUCAGCGUCCGUUACGUCCUAGUAGCCUGAGGCUCCCUGGAGAGUCUGAUGGGGAGGGAGACUCCCGCAACAGCUCGCCAAACUCCACUAUUUCCAAUAGCAGCAAUGACGGAUUUGGAGGACUCAUGUCCUUUGCUAGCAAUCUAUACAAGAACCACGGCACCAGUUUCAGUCUGUCCAAUCUGGCCCUGCCCAACAAGGCAGCGAGGGAGAAAGCAACACCUUUCCCCAGUUUAAAAGGCGUACGUCCACCGCGAGCCCUUGUGGACCAGAAGUCUUCAGUAAUCAAGCACAGUCCAACAGUAAAGAGGGAAUCUCCAUCUCCUCAGGGUCGAGUCAACAACACAAGUGAGAACCAGCAGUUCUUGAAGGAAGUGGUGCAGAGUGUUCUGGAUGGUCAGGGAGUCGGCUGGCUUAACAUGAAGAAAGUGCGUCGUCUGUUGGAGAAUGAGCAGCUUCGUGUCUUUGUCCUGAGUAAGCUGAAUAGAGUCAUCCAGUCGGAGGAAGAUGCCAGACAGGAGAUCAUACGUGAUGUGGAGGUGAGCAGAAAGGUUUACAAAGGCAUGUUGGACAUCUUGAAGUGCACAGUUUCAAGUCUGGAGCACUCUUACACUAAUGCAGGCCUUGGAGGAAUGGCCAGUGUCUUCAGCUUAUUUGAAAUUGCACGCACACAUUAUCAAACCAAAGACCCAGAAAAACGCAAGCGAAGCCCCACAGACAGUGCUGGCAGCCCGGGAAGUAAAGAGAGUCCUUCUGGUCGUAUGGAGACUGCCAGACCUCAGGGCCUCCUGAAUAUUCCCCACCUGCAGCUCCCACAUCACUCAACGGGCAAAGGAGCCCGCCAUUUUGAUACCAGGAGUCUGAAUGAGGAGAACUUUAUUGCCUCGAUUGAAUUGUGGAGCAAGCACCAGGAUAAGCAAAAAGCUAUGGAAAAACCACAGAGGUCUGAUGGGUCAAAGCAGCAGCGCCCCCAGGUGGCUGAUGCAGAGGAGAAGAAAUCACAGAUCAGUGCUGACAGUGGCCUCAGUGUCACAUCUGGAUCGCAGAAGAGCGACACUGAAUCUGUAACAAGCUCAGAGCCACCAAUCCUGACGAGAACCACCAGCCAGGACUCUGAGGCCAGCACAGUGAUAAGCAAUAGCUCUGGAGAGACUCUCGGUGCCGACAGUGACCUGAGCAGCACAGCGGGAGAUGGCCUCGGCAGGACUGCUCCUCAUUUAAUGCAGUCCAGAGGGACUCUGUCUGACAGUGAGAUUGAAACCAAUCCAGCCACAAGCUCAGUGUUUGGAAAAACCCACACUCUGAAACCAGGUGCGAAAGAACAUAUGCCUGCUGUGGCAAAGGGGCUGCCUGUGCAGCCCAUGGAGGACUACAGUAUGCGGAUUUACCUCUGUGAAGGCCUGCUGGGCCGUGAUAAGAGCUCCGUUUGGGAUCAACUAGAGGAUGCUGCCAUGGAAACCUUUUCUCUAAGUAAGGAGCGCUCCACCUUGUGGGACCAGCUGCAGUUCUGGGAGGAUGCUUUCUUAGAUGCUGUGAUGCUGGAGCGUGAGGGCAUGGGGAUGGACCAGGGCCCCCAGGAGAUGAUUGAAAGAUACCUGUCCCUGGGAGAUCAUGACCGUAAGCGUCUGGAGGACGAUGAAGACAGACUUCUGGCCACGCUGCUGCACAAUAUGAUAGCAUACAUGCUAAUGAUGAAAGUGACCAAAAACGACAUCAGGAAAAAAGUGAGGCGUUUGAUGGGAAAGUCCCACAUCGGCCUCACGUACAGCCAAGAGAUCAAUGAGAUGCUGGACAAACUGGCUAACACGAAUGGUCGUGAACUGUCCAUCAGGCCCAGUGGAAGCCGACAUAUCAAAAAGCAAACGUUUGUCGUUCAUGCUGGCACUGACACCACAGGAGACAUCUUCUUCAUGGAGGUUUGUGAUGACUGUAUAGUCCUGCGCAGCAACAUCGGCACAGUCUAUGAACGCUGGUGGUAUGAGAAGCUUAUCAACAUGACUUACUGCCCCAAGACCAAGGUGCUGUGUCUCUGGAGACGCAACGGCCAGGAGACACAGCUCAACAAGUUCUAUACCAAAAAGUGUCGUGAACUCUACUACUGUGUUAAAGACAGUAUGGAAAGAGCUGCAGCAAGACAGCAAAGCAUUAAACCAGGUCCAGAGCUGGGUGGAGAAUUUCCCGUCCAAGACAUGAAAACUGGCGAAGGUGGACUGCUGCAGGUCACACUGGAAGGAAUCAACCUUAAAUUCAUGCACAGCCAGGUUUUCAUAGAGCUGAGUCACAUUAAAAAGUGCAAUACAGUGAAGGGAGUCUUUGUCCUGGAGGAAUUUGUUCCUGAAACUAAAGAAGUGGUGAUCCACAAGUACAAGACGCCCAUGGCACAUCAGAUCUGUUACUCCGUCCUCUGUCUGUUCUCUUACGUGGCAGCAGUGAAGGGGAAGGAAGCAGAAGGAAAACCCAAGAUACUUUCGCCAAGACCCCUUGCUAGCUAGUCUACACCCACCCUCUCUCUCCCCCCCACCCCAAAUCUCCCCACUCCCUCCCGCCCCAAUGUCCUUGGAGUGCCUCUCUACUUGAUACGGCAUUUCAGUUCCAAAACCACAGACUUCUGACAAUCCAUAACUAUAUUCUAAGCACACGAUUCCUGCUCCCUCCUCCUCCUCCUGUAUAUACAAGCCCCGAGUAUUGUGUAGACGUGUUUGGUCUGUGAUGUCAUGUAAAUACUCCCCAACUGCUGUCGUUGUUGUCAGUGUUUGCCUCCGUGCUCCUCUCCGCUCGAGUUUUAGUCUUUUGACUCAACAGUCUGUGGAGGUUCGAUCCCCCCGAGGCUCCGAGUGCACGCAGGUCCCGUGCACAGCUCUGACACACUCACCGCAGAGUGGCCACCCCCAACCCCCCCCGAGCCUCCGCCUCCCACCCUCCUUUUCCAACUGCCCUCUGUCUCGUCUGUGUGACUUACUCUGUGAUUAUAUGGUUACUGUAAAACUUCCAGUCUGUCCAAGUAUAAACUGGUGAUUUAAAAACAAACAAGGAAAACAAAAAAAAAACCAUCCCAUUCUGAAAAUGCUCCUGUUAACUGCACCAGAGCACUGCAUGUACACGCGGCUUUAACGGUGUUGGAACCCUAGAAUAAUGUUUGUUCUCAGACACGAGUGUUCUCUUGCUCUAGCUCAGCUUCUCCAAAGGCUGAAUUACUGUCGUAGUUCUACUGUAAAACUCAUCGUCUGUGGUCUGUUCUUAUCCACUGCAUGUUAGGGUGAAAAUAAAUAUUAUAUAUAUAUUUCUAUAUAUAGUAUUUAUUUAAUAUAUAUUGACUGUACAUUUCUCUGGAGAAAAAAAAAAUGUUACAACUUGUUUAUUUGCUAGAUGUGCAAUACUUAUUGAGUAGUUAGCCAUUGCCAGAGCCAGGUUUUCUUGAGUUAACUGGCUUUCACAGGGUGGAGAAUGUCUUCUUUAAAGAAGUUAAUAGUGAUUGGUGUGAAUUUGAUGAUUUAGAGUGAAGUGACUAUUUAAAGUUUUGUUUUUAAAAGGUAAAACUAACUCCAGGUCACAUAUACACCACAAUUAGUGAUGUCACAGCAGGUGUUUUUAAAUGGGUGGUAUUGUUGUCUUCUCACAGAUUUUAAGUGACUUCAGAGGCAGUAAUAUUGAUUUUUGCGUUUUAAUUAUGUGAAUUUAAAACUAUAAACUGUAUCUGGGCAUUUCCAGAUACUAAAUCAUGUUAAAAAAAAUGGAAUAAUACCAGCAUGAGGAAUAAUGCUGCAGGAGACUGUUAUUUAAAUCUUUGUUUGGUCAGAAUAAAGUCAUAAGUGACCAGUUUAUCAAACCAACAAUCCACAAGAUAGCAAACGUAACUAUUAUUCAAAUUUGACAAACUGAAACCUGAGGAGCAUGAAAGAUGAAGCACCUGCUUCUCCAUCACUUCAACUCACAGCAGCACGUUUCCAUCCUGUGAUUGACUGUUGAUUUACCACUCGGACGUGUUGAAGCCUUCAGGCUCUGGUCUCCUGCUCCCAGAGGGUUAAUGUCAUUUCUGUUCAGUGAUAGUACACAACUGUUCAGUCUGGUCCCAUCACAGUGUGUAAGUGUGUGUGUAAGCGUGUGUGUGUGUGUGUGUUGAACAGUUUAUUCCCGAUCAGCAAUAUCAGUACAGCCAUGUCACUGAAAGAUGUUUUAUUUUGAUUCUGACGUCCUUAUAUAUAUAUAUAUUAGAAGUUUAAAUGCUUAAAGGAAAACGAGAAAGAAAUUCCUUUGACCACAUGUUGGUGUAAACGCGACCAAACCUGAUCUGAACAGAUGUAAAUCUUGGGAAUGGGACCAGCUCUUUUCUGCUUAAGUCAAAAAAGUUUUUUGUUUUACUGGAUUAUUGCAACUCAUCUCCUGUCGUUGUUUAUGCUCGCUGCUGUUAACAAGAAGACAACAAACGAGAUGCAAGUAUUCCAGUAUUUGAAGAUUAUUUAUAGAAUAUCUACAGCUUUGGCAAUAUAAUAAAGUUGUCUCAAAUGAA
Molecule: messenger RNA, 7627 nt
Organism: Solea solea (common sole)
Lineage: Eukaryota; Metazoa; Chordata; Actinopteri; Pleuronectiformes; Soleidae
Gene: madd
Product: MAP-kinase activating death domain
Exons: 36
Coding region: 600-5612 (1670 amino acids)
Biological process (GO): regulation of apoptotic process; regulation of Rab protein signal transduction
Cellular component (GO): cytosol
Molecular function (GO): guanyl-nucleotide exchange factor activity
Source: RefSeq, a predicted model, not a curated record